GGGAGAUUUUGCGCCCCAAAGGGGCAGAUGUGCUCUGAGAAAGCCCUACAGAGAACCCAAAUCGUGCCCCGUAGGUAAGGUCCCGUGUGCGUCCCCUUCCUCGGGGUCAUUCCCUAAAUCCAUAGCCUUCCCCCUAGCUCCCUGAAGCCCUGUCAGGCCACCCGCUAGAUUUAGGUCAGAAAACACACAGCUCUCCUUCGCCUCAGCGAAAUUACUAAGUGGAAUUUAUUGGGCAAGUCCAUGCAGGGCAGUGGGGAGAGACCGUGUCCCGGGACCGGGCCCCCGCCAGCUUUAGAAGUACAGGCGUUGGCCGGGGGCUCAGGGCUCGGGGUGCCCAUGGCCAGGGCUCGCCAGCCCCACCUCGGGAGCCGAGGCUGGUUCCCAGCGCUACUGGACCCGCGGGGCCGCUCGGACUCCGUUCCCCAGCCGGCCCUUCGCUUUCACACGAUCCGCGGUGACUGCACCAGCUCGAGCGCCUUUAAAGGGCCACACACGCCAGCCGCCGCUAUAAAAUGUUCCCAGCGGCACAGCUGCAGAAGGGGCACCGCUGAGCUGCCGAGAGGAGACUUGCUCCGCCCGGCAGCCCGUCCGCAGCCCGCCAGCGAAGGGUCGUUCCUGGCGAGGAGGAAGAAGGCUGAGGAAGGCACAGCUCUAGCGCUGGGGCAGGCGGCUUCACGGAGCACAACAGCCCAGCUGGCAGCAUCACCUCCCACCAACUUAUCCAACUUCUGCCAAGUCUCUGAAAUGCCAACCACCUCGAGACCUGCACUUGAUGUCAAGGGUGACACCUCACCUGUGAAGGAGGACGCCAGCAAAGACAUGAGCUCUCUGGCCUACUCUAGCCUAGGGCUGAAAGAUCGCAAAGCGGUAGCCAUCCUGCACUACCCUGGGGCAGCCGCCAAUGGAACCAAGGCCAGUGAGGCUGCCCCUGGUGCCUCGGGAUCUGCAUCUCCAAUGGGCUCUCCUACCACCACCCCUCCCACCAAACCCCCACCCUUUAAUGUGCACCCAGCCCCCCACCUGCUAGCCAGUAUGCAGCUGCAGAAACUUAACAGCCAGUAUCAUGGGAUGGCCGCCACCACUCAGGCCCAACCUGGGGAGGCAGGGCCCCUGCAAAACUGGGGCCUGGGGGCUCAGGCGGGAGGUGCGGGGUCCCCCUCUCCUUCUGCUGGUGCCCAGAGCCCUGCUAUCAUUGAUUCGGACCCAGUGGAUGAGGAGGUGCUGAUGUCGCUGGUGGUGGAACUGGGACUGGACCGGGCCAAUGAGCUUCCGGAGCUGUGGCUGGGGCAGAAUGAGUUCGACUUCACUGCGGACUUUCCAUCUGGCUGCUGAUGCCAGCUGUCCCUAAAGAUGGAGGAAUAAAGCCACCAAUUCUGUUGUAAAUAAAAAUAAAAGUUACAAAGAGAUGGACC
Molecule: messenger RNA, 1412 nt
Organism: Rhinolophus ferrumequinum (greater horseshoe bat)
Lineage: Eukaryota; Metazoa; Chordata; Mammalia; Chiroptera; Rhinolophidae
Gene: CITED1
Product: Cbp/p300 interacting transactivator with Glu/Asp rich carboxy-terminal domain 1
Exons: 4
Coding region: 241-1332 (363 amino acids)
Biological process (GO): melanocyte differentiation; regulation of DNA-templated transcription
Cellular component (GO): nucleus
Source: RefSeq, a predicted model, not a curated record